CGCUUUUCUCUCUGUUCUUUGCUUGGGCUUGGAGCAAGGACAUGACGCUGAGGAAGAGGACACUGGGGCAGACUCCCACGCUGCUGCCACUGAGACUGCUGGGUGUCUGCUGGGUGGCGCUUGUUGUUGUUGUGCAACAGCAGCAGCAUGGCUGGUGCUGUGUAGGGGAGGUGGUGCUGGUGGAGGACGACGCAGGCACGCUGCACAUCAACACGAGCGAUCCGCUGAGCCAGCCCGUGCUGGUCAACGGCGUGGACGUGAACGGCAUGCUGGCUGCCCAGCAGAGCAUCAUCGGCAUGCAGCAGAGCGCAAUUCGCACGCAACAGAGCAUGCUUGACACAGAGAGGAGCAUCAACACAGCGCAACAGAGUGCUCUGGAGGCGCAGCAGCGUGCUCUGGAAGCGCAGCAGAGCACGAUCAAAGAGUUGUGCCAGGUGAAGGUUCGAGCCAGGCAGUUUGGAGAGCUUGGUUCAGCAAACAGCAAGUGGGUUGGUGGUGUGCUGGCCAACAACGGGCUCAUCUACGCUGCUCCGCACUCUGCGAGUACUGUUCUCAUCAUCGACCCCCGCACCAACACAGUGGAUACAACAUCCAUAUCUGGGCUUGGCGCAGACACGAGCAAAUGGGCUGGCGCGGUAUUGGCAGGCAAUGGCUUCAUCUACAUGUUUCCGUCACACAGGACAACAGUGCUCAUCAUCGACCCCAAAGUCAACAUGGCCGACACCACCAGCAUUCAGGAUCUUGGAAUUGAGCCUGGGAAGUGGCUCAGCGGGAUUGUAGCUGACAACGGCCUCAUCUUUGGCAUCCCCUACUCCGCCACCUCUGUGCUGAUCAUCGAUCCAACGACCAAUGUUGUAGACCUCACGACACUGUCCAACCUUUCCGCGAACAAAUACAAAUGGUACGGCGGUGUACAAGCGAACAACGGUCUUAUCUACUGCAUCCCAGUCUCCGCCAGCAAUGUCCUCAUCGUCGACCCAGCAUCUCUCAGCAUAGACAUCACCGCAAUCGAAGGGCUGGGCGCGAAUCCGUACAAGUGGUUUGAUGGCGUGCUUGCAGGCAACGGCCUGAUCUACACGGUUCCAGCACACUCUGGAGCGUCGCUUGUGAUCGACCCGCGCACGAACACGACGAGUUACCUCCUCGUUGCAGAUCCAACAAACUCGGCCAAAUGGGCUCGAGGAGUAGUUGCGCCGAACGGCAACAUCAUCGGCAUCCCGUUUGAUGACUCGUCCGUCCUCAUCAUUGAUCCAACGACAAACGCCACUGACACCACCACCAUCAGUGCCAUUGAGGGAACAAGUAUGUAUCACGGUGGCGUGCUCGCCCCCAACGGUCUUGUCUAUGGUAUCCCAAGCGCCGCCAGUGUUGUGCUCGUCGUCGACCCUGGAUGCUGAGAGCGUGUGUGUGUG
Molecule: messenger RNA, 1412 nt
Organism: Salpingoeca rosetta
Lineage: Eukaryota; Choanoflagellata; Craspedida; Salpingoecidae
Exons: 1
Coding region: 42-1397 (451 amino acids)
Source: RefSeq, a predicted model, not a curated record